Messenger RNA from Adineta steineri, 1548 nucleotides. The record is from the annotation of a GenBank genome assembly. Lineage: Eukaryota; Metazoa; Rotifera; Eurotatoria; Adinetida; Adinetidae.
AUGGUUUCAUCAAACAAUUUGACAACAUCUCAACUACUUGUCAAGUUAAUAGAUUUUCAACUUCGAUCACUUGAGAAAUCGAUACGUAUUCUUGGAAAUUGUACUCGUGAAUGUGAAACAAGAUCUCCAAUUAUUCUUAAUCGGUCUUUUUCUCGAAUUAUUCUACCAGUAUUUCCUGAACUAAAUGGUUUCGAUGAAUUCUAUCCUCUUCUAGCCAACUUACCUAGUAAUGGACAAUUAACACAUAAAGAACUUGUAUUUCGAACAAAUUAUCGUUAUCUAGGACGUGUAAUUGAUAUAUCACUUACUUAUGAUAAUGAAAUCGGUUAUGAAAUACAAAGUCUAUUCAGUUUUUAUGCACAAAAAUGGAAUAUUGAUCAAGAUAUCUUAAUUGUCAAUUUAAAUCGAUUAUUGGUUUUACUUCCUCAAUUGACAUUAAAGGAUUUCAAUUUAAAAUAUGAGCAAAACUCAUGUCGAUUAUCUAUGGAAGAAUGGUUUAUGGCUUUGGAAUUCUAUUUACAAAUGGAUGCACAAUGUUUUUUAAUGAAGACAUGUUCAUUUCGUCAGUCAAUACCACGAUGUAUUGACGAAGGUUUAUUUUCUUUGGCUUUACCUUCAGGUCAAUAUGGUAUGAAACAAUGUCGAGAUCAAAGUUGUGGUUAUUGUUACGAACGAUUAGCUAUGACACAUCGUUCUGAACAAGCCAUGUCUUUUUCUAUUCGACAGAUCCAUCACUUUGUUAGUGGCUAUCAAGUUUAUUUAAAUUGUAAUGUGAUAAGAACUUGUACUACGUCGAAUGUCAUCUAUGCUUUAACUUGUCCUUGUCAUCAAUAUGAUUAUAUUGGUCGAUGUUACGUAUCUUUUCGAGAAUGCAUACUGCAACAUCGUAUAAAUAAUGGUCGUAUUAUGAGCAAUUUCUUUCUUGGUCAAACAGUAGCUGAUCGUCUUGAAAAUGAUCGAGACGAGAAAUUAAUAAUUAGUGAAUCAGAUACAAAACUUUAUCAACAUUCAAUUGAAUGUCUUACGACUAUAAAGAUAUUCUUGGCAUGUCAUCCUCGUUAUUGGUGUUUUGUUCCUAUGACUAGUGAACAAGCCGCUAUAGAUGAUACAAAUAUAACUUCUAUAGAAAGAAGUAUUUUGGCUGCAUAUCAAACGUCUCAUUCAGAAUAUAACACAUAUGAAAGAAGCACCAAUCCAUAUCAACGAACUACUACUAAUGUAGCUUGGUGUAUGAAUAAUUUACCAUCGCCUCCGCCCAAUUAUCAAUAUUCAUUACGACAGAAACUUGAACAAUUGAAUUUUUUUCGAGAUCGAUUAGAUUUUCUUACAUCACGAUUUCUUAAUCUAUACAAUACAACAAUUGUUAUGGUUUUACCUGAAAGUGCUUCAGAUGAAAUAGGUCAUCUCAUACAAGCUUUAUUAGUUACUUAUGCUCAACCUAAAUUAAAUCGAACUGUUCAUGAUACAAAUGAUCCAAUCUUGACUUCUACUAACAUCAAUGAUGCUUGGUGUCAACACUUAAUUCAUCCUCGUCUAUGUUCAUCAUAA